Molecule: messenger RNA, 1893 nt
Organism: Nestor notabilis (Kea)
Lineage: Eukaryota; Metazoa; Chordata; Aves; Psittaciformes; Psittacidae
Gene: SHC3
Product: SHC (Src homology 2 domain containing) transforming protein 3
Exons: 12
Coding region: 1-1893 (630 amino acids)
Biological process (GO): cell surface receptor protein tyrosine kinase signaling pathway; intracellular signal transduction
Cellular component (GO): plasma membrane
Molecular function (GO): receptor tyrosine kinase binding
Source: RefSeq, a predicted model, not a curated record
AUGCUUCAACGUACCAAGUAUAACCGCUUCAGGAAUGAUUCGGUGACAUCAGUUGAUGAUCUUAUUCACAAUUUGUCCAUGAACAGCAAGGUCUCAGCAGUUUCUACGACUUCAACAACACCUUCGUGCCUGGUCUCGCCAGAUGUUCUCCGCAAGGACCAUGAAGAUGGACCCACCACCCUGUGCACCCUUAUCCAUAAAGUGUCCCACUUGAAACUCUCUAGCACGGGCAGCCUUUUGGGUAUCAAAAAUCUCUCCUCUGCAGUAAAGGAGCUUGCUGUCUCCAAGUUGCAGGGAAGCUCGAGUGCUUCUAGCUCAGCAGCAGGGGCUUCAGACAACACAUGUAACCUUGUCUCUGCCACUUCGUGUUCUCAGCAGGACGUGAGCAAGAUGAGUAUGGGGAAGAAAACACGGUCAGAGGAAAUACACCCGGGAGGUGAAGACUGGAAUCAAAGUAGCAGCUCUGUCAGUAAACCCUCUCGGGGAUGGCUGCACUCGAGUGAGAAGAUCCUGGGACCUGGUGUGACGUACAUUGUGAAGUACUUGGGAUGUAUAGAAGUCUUACGCUCAAUGAGAUCUCUUGACUUCAAUACUCGAACUCAGAUUGCAAGGGAAGCAAUCAGUCGUGUUUGUGAAGCCGUGCCUGGUGCCAAAGGAGCCUUCAAGAAACGAAAGCCAGCAAGCAAAGUUCUUUCUAGCAUCUUGGGAAAGAGCAACCUUCAGUUUGCAGGAAUGAGCAUAAUGCUGAAUAUUUCGACCACCAGCUUAAACCUAAUGACUCCUGACACAAAACAGAUCAUAGCAAAUCACCACAUGCAGUCUAUUUCCUUUGCAUCUGGAGGUGAUCCGGACACAACUGACUAUGUUGCAUAUGUAGCUAAGGAUCCUGUUAAUCGGAGAGCUUGUCAUAUACUGGAAUGCUCUGAUGGCCUGGCCCAGGAUGUCAUCAGCACCAUAGGGCAAGCGUUCGAGCUUCGAUUUAAGCAAUACUUGCGAUGUCCUUCUAAGAUACCUACUUUCCAUGAUAGGAUGCAGAGUUUUGAUGAGCCAUGGAUGGAGGAAGAUAACGAGGCAACAGAACAACAUGCCUAUUACAACAACAUCCCAAAUAAAAUGCCCCCUCCUGGCGGCUUCAUUGACGCCAGGCUCAAAGCAAGACUUCCCAGUGCUGCAGAUACAGCUCAGUCUGCAGCAGGAUUGGGAGGAGAGCAAACCUAUUACCAGAAUCGUCACUUAGGAGACAAAUUCAGUGAAGACUGGCAUCAUGUGCCUCUUAAGCAAGGAUCUCUGGAUAUGCUGGAAGAGAAAUCACAAGUAACCCCAACAGCAGAAAUGCCAACAUACAUAAACACCCAGCAUAUAAAUAUAGAAGCUCUACUGGCACUUCAGGCGGAUGCUGAAAGUACCUUCAGUGGAACAGCAGAUGAUACCAAAGUGAGCAGCCCAGGAAAGGAUCUGUUUGACAUGAAACCAUUUGAAGAUGCCCUCAAGAACCAAACAUCUGAGGCUGCAUUGAGGAAAUCCACCUCCACAGGAUGCACCAGUCCUCUUUUAUCCAGAAGAGCUGACUGGACUGUAGCUGAAGACCUGACUACAGAGCCGUGGUAUCAAGGAGAGAUGAGCAGGAAAGAAGCAGAACAACUAUUAAAGAAAUGUGGAGACUUCCUCGUGAGGAAGAGUACCACGAAUCCUGGCUCCUAUGUGCUGACAGGCAUGCACAACGGACAAGCAAAGCAUCUUCUUUUGGUGGACCCAGAAGGAACUGUUCGUACAAAAGAUCGUGUCUUUGACAGCAUAAGUCACCUCAUCAAUCAUCAUCUUGAGAAUAAUUUGCCAAUAGUUUCUUCUGGGAGUGAACUCUGCCUGCAGCAGCCUGCUGAGAGGAAGUACUGA